AUGACAUCAAUAAUUACAAUUCUGAUAAUAGAAUUGAUUGAAUGUGUGUUCGGAGUUAAUUAUGUUGAUGUCAAGAAUUAUAAUAUAUCUCUUGGAGUUAAUGUGUUUCAUGGGAGAUUUGACAAAGAUUGCAAAUAUUUUAUGUUUGUUGGUGAUUUGGAACCCAUUACUCAAUUAAGAUUCGGAAAUGAAUUGAUAUUUCCAAGUGAUACAGGUUCAAAAAAUUAUAACCUAUUUGUUGAAAUGUUCAUAAAAAAUAACAUUAAGCUGGUAUCAUUUUAUGUCCACACAUUUCAUAAAGGAUUAUUGAAAGAAGUAAAAAGAAAGGUCAUCAGCAUAUCUUAUGACACAUACAGUUAUAUAGGUAAUGAAGAAUUUAUGUACAAUAUCGAUAAACCAAUUUUAGUUUCAGUUGAUAUAGGACCAAAACCAAAACAUCCAUUUAUAAACAGGUUGAUUUCUGAAUAUCCUACCUCUUUCGUACAAAUAUUCGGAUUUACUUGUGUUUACAAAGGUUUUACAUUAGAUGGUAAAUCAGGUCCAAGAUAUAGGUUUGGAUAUGUUUACGAUUCGGAUCAUCCUGCUCUUGUAGGUUACACAAUGUAUCCAUAUUUAAUUGAAGAAUGUUCUGUCAUCAAAAUUUAUAAAACGUACUUUAAUUAUGAAAAUCGAUCUAAUCCAAAUUAUGAGAGUUCUUGGGUUCAACUAUAUGAUAAAAAUCAACAAAAAUAUGAAUUGAGGCCUAUAUUAGGUAAAGAAUAUUGGUUUUUAAGAAAUUACAGUGAUGAAAUAAAAUCAGAUGCAGUAAUUUGUAGUGCAAUAAAUCUAUACAAAAAAUAUUCGAAGCAUGGUGGAAUACCAUUGGUAACAUUGGACAUAUCAGAGCUUGCUAGUCCCGAAAUAUUUGGAAUUGAAAAAGUUACAGGAUCGAUGGCUAAUAAUUGGACUUAUAAAUUAUACAAGUUGAAGAAAGAAUUUGAAAAAUAUUGUAAAAUAAGAACGGUCAUUGAUCCCACAAUCAAAAUAAGAAACAUUUUUAUUCAAAAAAAGAAAUAUUAUAAAUACAAUGUAGAAGUGUAUAGAAAUAGUGAAAAAACAUAUGUGUAUAAUAGUUUUAAUGAAUAUUAUGAAGAAAUAGUUUCUAAAGAUUUGAAAAUAUUCAAAAAAACAAAUGAAGAAAAAUACGAUGAAAUACAUAUUAAUGAUUAUCCAAAAACAGUUAAAAUGAUGAAAAAGUGGUAUCCGAUAAAACUAGAUGUUACAGUAGAUGAAGAACAACCAUCUUUAUUUGAGAAGAAGGAAAUAUCAAACAAAGAAUUGACAAUACAUCAUUUUUCAAUCAAUGAAACUAAUGAUUUCGGAGAAUCCAUAUUGAAUAAAUAUGUGUUUGGGCGAGUUUUUAGAACGACUAGUUUUGAAUUAGGUAACAUACCACAGGAACCUUUUAGAAAACACAGGGUGAUGAUUGUUGGAGACAUAAAUACGAAUAAAUUUAUAGUAAGGAACAAAUCUACACUUGAUAAUUUGAGCACACCACAAUAUCAGUUGUUCCGACUAAGAAUAUAAUAAUCAUAAUUACACACUCAUCAUAUUUGUUAUUUUAUAGUUAGUGUAAUAUAUAAUAUCUGUGUUUGAUUUGUUGUACAAUCUGAGUAUAGGGAAUCCUUGAGUGUAUGUUGUAACUGCAGUUUUUUAUAAUUUAUUACAUAUUUUGCAAUGGAAUCAUUUCUCAAUUUUCCAAAAUCGAAUUAUAUGAACUUAGACUCAAAAUGUAUGGUAUCGAUACAAUGAGAUGGAGUAGAAUACAACACAUGGAGAUAUCAGAUUUAGGCAGAAGUUAAUUUGCACAUAAUCACACACAUUCCCUAGUUAUGCUAUAAAAUACACACAAACGAUAUUAAACAUAAUUUAGUUCAAGUUAUCUAAAAUAUACAUUUUUCAUAACCCAUUAUAAUGGUGUUUAUCAGAUCACACAAUACCUGAGAUUUCUGAUUAAGACAUAAAUAUUACAAUGAAGUGAGAUCUACAAAUCUAAAUAAUGGAAAGACCAAUUUUAGCCAUUGUUUUUGAAACACAUAUAUUUAAGUCGGAUCUAUAUCAAAUGUUUGUCAUUUUACUGACUUUCAAC
Molecule: messenger RNA, 2128 nt
Organism: Theileria parva strain Muguga
Lineage: Eukaryota; Apicomplexa; Aconoidasida; Piroplasmida; Theileriidae
Exons: 1
Coding region: 1-1566 (521 amino acids)
Source: RefSeq, a predicted model, not a curated record